Helicoverpa zea (corn earworm) is the source of this 1359-nucleotide messenger RNA. RefSeq names its product facilitated trehalose transporter Tret1-like. Gene Ontology annotation, molecular function: transmembrane transporter activity. Gene Ontology annotation, cellular component: membrane. Bases 1 to 1359 code for a protein of 452 amino acids. Lineage: Eukaryota; Metazoa; Arthropoda; Insecta; Lepidoptera; Noctuidae. The transcript is spliced from 8 exons. Gene Ontology annotation, biological process: transmembrane transport. The record is from RefSeq and is a predicted model, not a curated record.
AUGGAUUCGUAUUUGAAGACACAGAUUUUAAUAGUGGCCUGUGUAAACAUAGGCCAGUUCAUAGAUGGCUACAGCGUGGGCUGGUCAGCUCCCAUCAUCCCCAAGUUACAGGAUCCUCAUCAAUCACCCCUGCCUGAGUUAGUGACUGACUUCCAGGUGUCAUGUAUAGGAUCCCUGUUAUAUAUUGGCGCUAUUGUUGGUCCAUACAUCCCCAGCUACCUAUCCAACAUAAUAGGUCGGAAACCAUGCCUCCUACUAGGUGGGCUAUUGAACCUUCUCGCCAUCAUCCUCAUCAUCACCACUCAUAACAUCAUCAUGGUGUAUGCUGUUAGGAUCAUCAGUGGCUUGGGGAUGGGGAUGGUGACAGUCAGUAACUUGGUGUAUGUCGGGGAGAUUGCGUCCACAAACAUCCGAGGCAUUCUCCUAACAUCCACAUCUAUUGUUGGCAUAUUUGGGACCCUGGCAGCCUACAGUAUCGGACCAUACGUGUCUUAUCAAGCCACUGGAUAUAUAGCUCUGGUCAUUAAUAUAGUGCAUGUGAUCGGAAUUCUGUUUGUACCGGAGUCUCCUGUGUAUUAUGCUUUAAAAGGUAAAGAAACAGAAACCAAAUCAACACUCCGACUUCUCGGCCGACUGGACGAUUUAGAAAACGUCUUCGAGUCAGUUCAAGACCUAGAGCCUAAUGAUGGCCACAGUUGGAAGUCAUGGGUCAAGAUAUUUACUGUGAAGUCCAAUAGAAGGUCCCUGAUCAUCACGUUUAGUCUGCUAACUCUUCAGCAGAUGAGCGGCGUGGCAGCUGUGCUGUUUUUUGUUACUACUAUAUUUCAGUUGGCUGGGUCUUCGAUACGGCCAGAUCUAGCCACAAUCCUGGUAGGUGCAACGCGUCUGUUGUCUAGUUUGAUAGCUCCAACGUUGGUGGAGAGAGCUGGAAGAAGAAUCUUGCUCCUGACUUCAACUGCCUUUUGUGCUGUCAGCUUGUUUAUCCUCGGUACAUAUUUCUAUUUGGAUCGGAUACAGAGUUCCAUCAUUUCUGACAUCAGAUGGCUGCCACUCAUGGCUCUAAUUAUGUACUUCUUCUCAUAUGAAAGCGGUUUCGGCACAAUGCCCUUCGCCCUCGUCGGCGAGAUGUUCAAAGGCAACGCUAGAAGUCCUGGCUCAGCCAUCUCCAUGACCACGGCUUGGCUCAUCGGCUUCCUCAUCGCCACCAGCUUCAACACCAUGCUGACCAGCAUCGGCGGUGACGUCACGUUCCUCGUAUUCUCUCUCUCCUGUGUCCUGGCUUGCUUGUUCACUUACAAGUUUGUUCCUGAGACUAAGGGGAGGACUUUGAGUGAGAUUCAGCAGAUUUUGAGUGGGUGA